Messenger RNA from Penicillium taxi, 1413 nucleotides. RefSeq names its product phosphatidyl synthase. Bases 1 to 1413 code for a protein of 470 amino acids. The transcript has a single exon. The record is from RefSeq and is a predicted model, not a curated record. NCBI's taxonomy places the organism in Eukaryota, Fungi, Ascomycota, Eurotiomycetes, Eurotiales, Aspergillaceae. Gene Ontology annotation, cellular component: mitochondrion. Gene Ontology annotation, biological process: glycerophospholipid biosynthetic process.
AUGGCUCACAUUGACGACGCUGAUCUCGCUGUUGAGGCUGCCCCUACCGGCGAAUCUCACUCUGGUGCUCCCAUCGCUAUUCCCUCAGAUGGCAACACCAUUGAGAUCCCCGCUACCCGUAGCGCCAUUAGCGAUGCCGCUCGAUUCAUGCACAAUUUGAGCUUGUCGCCGUCCACGAAGGACCGCCGAGGCUCUCGUAACUCAUUUGGCACAUCGCUGCCCAUCCCUCGCUCACCCCGCCUCUCCCGCCUGUCUACUGCUAAGCGGCCUGGUGCUUCAUCAGUUUCCCGAGACAUCCUGGCCUCCCAGAUCCAGGACAUGUCCAAGGAGAAGGUGGAUGCCGCUAAGAACAUGGCCUUUGCUUUUGAUAUCGAUGGUGUGCUGGCACACGGCAACGAGGCGAUCCCCGAGGCCAUUGAGGCUUUGAAGAUGCUCAACGGCGAUAACGAGCUUGGCAUCAAGAUCCCUUACAUUCUGUUGACUAAUGGUGGUGGUAAGACUGAGGUUGAACGCUGUGCGCAACUCACCGAGGUUCUCAAGUGCCCCAUUUCUACGGAUCAGUUCAUCCAGUCCCACACUCCCAUGCAGGCAUUGGCUGAGUACUAUGACACUGUCCUGGUUUGCGGUGGUGAAGGAUUCAAGAUCCGUGAGGUAGCUGAGAGCUAUGGUUUCAAGAAUGUGGUGCACCCUAAGGAUAUCCUUGCAUGGGACCCUACUGUCUCCCCUUGGCGCUGCUUCUCUGAAGAGGAGCGUGCUGAGGCUAAACCCCGCGACUUCUCUAAGAUCAAGUUUGAUGCUAUCUUGGUCUUCGCCGAUUCCCGCGAUUAUGCCACUGAUAUGCAGAUUAUCUUGGAUUUGCUCUUAUCAGAAGAUGGUCAGCUCGGCACCCGCGCCAAGGACCCCGUUGCUAACCGUAUUCCCGUCUAUUUCUCUCAGGGUGACUUGAUGUUCCCUACCGACCACAAGGGCCCACCCCGCCUGACCCAGGGUCUCUUCCGUAUCUCCAUCGAAGCUCAGUACAAGACUCUGACAGGUGUUGAUCUUGAGCGUGUAGUCUACGGCAAGCCCGAGCGCGCAACCUACACCUACGCCGACGAGGUUCUCAAGGCGUGGAUGGAGGAGCUCCACAACGAGAAACUCCUUCCUAAGAACAUUUACAUGGUUGGUGACAACCCUCAGUCCGACAUCUGCGGUGGUAACAUGUACGGUUGGAACACUUGUCUAGUUCGCACUGGUGUGUUCCAGGGCGGCGACAACGACCCAAACAACCCCGCCAACUUCGGUGUCUUCCCCAACGUACUAGAGGCUGUCAAGACCGCCGUACGCAAGGAGCUUGGUCAAGACUUCAAGCUCAAGUGGAACCCUAAGGUUAAUCCCGUUCUGCACGGUGAGGCCACUUCCGCCAUUGAGUAA